GGGAAGGAAACAGGCCACCUGUUCAUCUGUCAGCGAGUCGGUCGCUGAGCAACUGAUUUCAUCCGUGAGUCGCCGGAAGAUGGGCAAUAGCCACACUGCGGACAGAUCUGGCGCCACCAUCAAUGACGAGUCACUUGAUUUCCUCCACAAAGCCGACAGGGACGCCCUCCACACGUAUGUAUGCGAAGCACAAGCACCCGGCGAUAAAAGAGCUCCAUGAGCGCACUUGGGUCUGUGUAUGCUGUGUGUGUGUGCAGCCGGUUUGAGGUCGGCAGCCUCAGAGCUACGGCGCAUUUCCUCUGGGAAGUCGACUUCUCGCCAUAUGUCCUCCGCACCCGACUCAAUCGCUGCCUCGUGGCCAAGGGAUUGCAGGCCAUCAUCGCAUUUGACGCUCAGCUGGAGAGUCCUCUGCUGCUGAAGGCCAUCUGGCUGGUGGACACGCAGCAGUGGACCGAGGUGGUCAACGCGCUGAAGUUGGCGGCGCAGCUCGGCUUCUGCACUCUGCCGGUCACCAUCAGUUUGCAAGACAUCCAAAGGCACACGACCAAACAGGUGGCCGGGACGGAGGGCAGAGGCCAGGAGGGAUGGCUCGAUAGCUGUGUGGUGUGUCUGUUGCUGCAGGCGUAUUUGGCCGAGCCGCGUGUUUUGGCGCUGUGGAAGAUGAUCGGUCGACACGUCGUCUUCGGCGGCAACUACGGCCGUUUUGAGCUGUUCGACCAGCAGGGCGGCGUGCGCGCCCUGCGUGACGAGCCGGGCUACGAGCUGUCCAUCAAUCCCCCCCUCCCCGCCACCCACCCAUUCCACCCUCACACCAUCAACGACAACCCGCCCGUCAGUUCCUUAAUCCACCUGAAGGGGGGCAGCUGGACGUCACUACCGGACUUGGCCACUUUUGCCUCGGCGUCGGCGUUCAUCAUGCGCAUCAUCAUCGCGAUGGCCCUUCCAGUGGAGAAUUGGGGCAAAACUCCUUGGGUUCACGGGAACCGGUACACAUGACACACCACACUCAGACACACAGAUCCAUUUAUGACGGCCUCUCCUCUUUGUGUUUGUUUCUUCAGGCAUGCUCACGGCGGUGUGCUGGACGGCCCCCUCAACCACUCGCCCCACCAGCCGCCCGACGGAUGCACAGCCGUCGUGGCGUUCAGGAUGGACGAUAUGAAUCCCCCUCUAGAGGGUCGCCUUCUGCUGCUGACCUCGUUCGACAUGCCAUUCGUCGCAUGGGUCGUUCUCGUCAGCCGUGCUGACACGAACAUAGGUGAGACAGAGAUGGCAGGUCCUCUGUGCUGAUGAUUGAGCCAUUGUUUGACGUGUGGUGUUUCGCUGCAUACAGUGGGUGUUUGUGUUUCCACCACUGAGCCGCCAGUGAGUGGUGCAUCGGAUACCUUCAAGGACCGCCGGCCGACUGCCGCCCCUCUGGUGCGCGGCCUGCUGAGCAACACCAUCGCAGACAUGAUGAUCUGCCAGAAAGAGAAAACUAAAGCAGUGAAGGUGGGUGCCUGUCAGAGUGGGGUGCAAUGCGUGGUCCCUCAUCCAUCUCUCGGGUUUGGGUGUGUAUAUUGUGUUGUGUGCAGCCUGCAGGCGGACGAGGCGAGCUCUCGUGACGUGUGUGUAGUGUCCCCUUAGUUGGACCGGAUGAGCGUGAGAGGGGCUGUGGCUGGUGCGUCACCGAGUCUAUGGAUGGAUGGAUGGAUGUCGGUGGACGCCUCAUGUGUGUGUACAGAUCAACCAUUGCAUGCAUGUUUGAUACACUCUACACCGUCCACAAACCAAUGAGUCGAGGGGUGGAUAGUUGGAUGGCUGCACAUGGGUUGAUGGCCAG
This is a messenger RNA of Vitrella brassicaformis, 1822 nucleotides long. Lineage: Eukaryota; Vitrellaceae. The record is from the annotation of a GenBank genome assembly.